AUGGCUUCACUCACGCCAACCCUCCGAACAAGCUUGCGCCUGACAAGACCUGGUCGCUCGACGGUAGCCAGUGCAUCAUCCUGGCACACCACACCGCUCGCGAGCUCGUCCUCCCAGCUUCGCAGCUUGCACGCCCCGGCGCUCGCACCACGCCGCAUCCCAUCCACAAGAAGUGAGUCAUUCUCCGUAUCAGCACGUACGACAUAGCUCCCAACUGCACCACAUCUGACUGGCCGCUUGCAUUUGCCCGCCGGUUGACUCCAGCUCCCUACACCACACCCGCCGCCGUCCUCGAGUCGGCCUCUCGGAAUCUCAAGCAGCACACCGACAAGUUCCCGACGUGGGAAGCCCUGUUCGCUUCGACGUCUCAUUCUCUGUCCGAGCUAGGUCUAGCCGUCAAGGAGCGACGGUAUCUGCUGUGGGUACUCGAGAAGUACCGGUACGUAUCCCCCAAUCCUUCCUUUCCUCUUCGCAUGUCAACGAGGACUGACACCGCGCCCUACGCCUGUCCAUGUGAACCUACAUCUCUUCGAUUAUGUUGUGUGUGCACACAGUGCCGGAUUCGACAUCGCCGAGAUAGCGGUGCCGACAAAACCCAAGCGCAAGAUUCGAGGCUGGGGUCCGAAGGUGCAGAACGGCAAGAGGGUGCGGUAG
Molecule: messenger RNA, 654 nt
Organism: Microbotryum saponariae
Lineage: Eukaryota; Fungi; Basidiomycota; Microbotryomycetes; Microbotryales; Microbotryaceae
Source: the annotation of a GenBank genome assembly